AUGAGAAGUCAGAUUCAGAUACAGAUGUCCAGACCGCGAUGGGCCAAACACUCCGAUGGAUCACCCCGCAAAUUGACUUUACUCGGUCGAUCUAUCUUACUGGUCAGUGGAGAGUUGUUGGCCAAUGCGAUUUGCUGGAUAGCAGCAGGUAUAUGCUUUAGGGAUGCAGAUGGUCUGUUGGGGCUGGCUUUACUUGCUUGGACAAUCGGAUUGAGGCACGGUCUCGAUGCGGAUCAUAUAUCUGCUAUUGAUAACGCAACCAGACAAUUAGUCAGUUUAGGUCAAUUACCUAUCACCUGUGGACUGUUCUUCUCUUUGGGACAUUCCACAAUCGUGAUAGUAGUGAACAUAGCUAUAGCAAUCAGUGUUGACAUCUACGACAAACUGGACAAAGUCGGCUCAGUCGGUGGUAUAAUAGGCGCCUCAGUUUCAUCCUCCUUCCUAUUCCUCAUAGCAUGUAUAAACAUCUAUUUCCUUAUCGGUGCUAUACGUCAACGUCGAAAGAUCAAACGACGUCAGGAAGCGGGUCUACCCAUCGAAGAUGAAGAUGCCGAUCCGACCAAGGUAUAUGGCGGAGGAUGUAUGGUGAGAAUUAUCCGACCUGUUUUGAGAGCUGUAGAUAGGAGUUGGAAAAUGUAUCCUGUCGGGGUACUAUUUGGUUUUGGGUUUGAUACUGCUUCUUCGAUUGCCCUUUUGGCCAUCUCAGCAGUAGCUCAAAGAGGUCCGAAUGGCAAAGAGAUCAAUCAUGGUAAAAUCGUGAUAUUACCUUUCACCGCGGGAAUGUCCCUUGUAGAUUCUUUAGAUUCCAUUCUGAUGCUAUACGCCUACGCUACACCCUCGACGGAUACCCCCGAAGGUAAAUUAGCGUUGUUACAAGCCUAUGAAGGAGAUUCGAAAACCAGUCUCAGUCUCGUAGAAGAAAAUGUCGUUCCUGUUCUCUCGUCCGAGGUGGAUUCGAACACAAGGAGGGAACAAGGCAGUGAGAUGAUUGGCAGAAGUGAGAUCGAGGUGUUGGAAAGAGAAGAUCAACAAGAGGAACAAAAUCAACCCAAAUUGGCCCCUUAUCAAGAUACAAGUAAUCCAUUCAACGCGCCUGAGAUGGGUGAGAACAGCGAAAUGAUCAAUGGAAACGAAAGGGAAACGAGUAAUCGAAAAGAUAGAUUGUUAAGAGUGAAAACUCAAACAAUGUCAAAUUUGUCUAUUAUCCUUACACUCCUAUCAAUCUUGGUGGCAUUAAGCAUAUCACUCAUUACGAUGAUGGGUCUAAUAGGCGAGAACUGCCAGAAAUGUACAGACGCAGCUGAAGAUCCAGAUGGAGGAGGGUUGGCAGGAAGUUGGUGGAGAGCUUGGUUCAGGGCAAACGACCAAUCAGGUUAUAUAGGAGCUGCUAUCGUAGGUUGUUUCGCAGCUAUCUUAUUGGGUUAUUACGGUGUAAGAUUCGGGAUGAAAAAGCACAAAGCGAGAAAGGGCUCGGUGGUAUUAGAAGAUAGUAGAGAUGAACAAGAGGUGGUUUUAUAA
Kwoniella botswanensis is the source of this 1518-nucleotide messenger RNA. RefSeq lists its product as uncharacterized. The coding region runs from base 1 to 1518 and encodes 505 amino acids. Gene Ontology annotation, cellular component: plasma membrane. Gene Ontology annotation, molecular function: nickel cation transmembrane transporter activity. The transcript is spliced from 10 exons. The record is from RefSeq and is a predicted model, not a curated record. Gene Ontology annotation, biological process: nickel cation transmembrane transport. Lineage: Eukaryota; Fungi; Basidiomycota; Tremellomycetes; Tremellales; Cryptococcaceae.